Messenger RNA from Rhizopus microsporus ATCC 52813, 834 nucleotides. RefSeq lists its product as uncharacterized. The coding region runs from base 285 to 815 and encodes 176 amino acids. Lineage: Eukaryota; Fungi; Mucoromycota; Mucoromycetes; Mucorales; Rhizopodaceae. The record is from RefSeq and is a predicted model, not a curated record. The transcript has a single exon.
AAUAGUAUGAUUGUACUUUUUUAUUUUUCAACCCUUGUGUUUUUCUUUUCCCUUUUUUCUUCUUUUCUCUCUUUCUUUAAAACAAAAGGGUUGCUUAUCCCCCACUUGCCUGUUUAUUUUCCAAACGGAGGUGAUUUUAAUUACGAUCGCCUCAACAAUAAUAAGUGUCUAUAAAGUCAAGUAGCGUUUUGUGUUCUUUAAAAACUGAUAAAAAUGACCUGUCUUACUAUCAACGAAACUAUUGCCAAACAACCCAUUCACCAAACCAUGAAAACUCACCCGCCAUGCAUUCAAGAACUAUGUAUGAAUCUUCAAUUAGCACACCUUCGUCAUCAUCAUUUAUACCCAAAAGAAUGUUUAAAGUUGGAUUUUUACCUGGUCGCCAAUCUUCAGCCGCCAUAAGUGAAAAAGAAAUAUUAACCAAUUUUCAGAACUGGCGCAAAUCUACUCAUGACACGAACAAUCAACCGGAUGACUCUUCUUUGGAUAAUAGUACUUUAUCACCAGUAUAUUCAUCAUCUUCUUCUAAGCGUUCAUCUUCUGAUAUUACAAGAGUUGUAAAGAAAAGAAAGACGAAUCAAGAUGAAGGUGCUUUAUUUGGCCCAAUACCAACUAUUACUUCUUAUAAUAACGACGAAUCUUGUGAUAAAGAAGAUAAUGUAUUACUGGAAGAUGAAACGAUAUUGCAAGAACUUGAAAGAAUAACUAAUAAUGAUAAUGAUGACACAUUUUACCCUUUCUCUCCGCCUGCUUCUCCCCUCUUAUCCUUUUCAGCUUUUGAAGAAAUGAAUGACGAUUUUGUUUUAUUCCCUUAAAUAAUAAAGCAUACUUAUU